Messenger RNA from Parasteatoda tepidariorum (common house spider), 812 nucleotides. The record is from RefSeq and is a predicted model, not a curated record. NCBI's taxonomy places the organism in Eukaryota, Metazoa, Arthropoda, Arachnida, Araneae, Theridiidae.
CUUCGUCUGAGGCUGCUGGAUACUGCAAAUGGAAAAUGAUAUUCUGUUGGAAUACGAGGGCCCCUCUCCCGCAAUUACUGGGUAUUGCAAGGAUCAGAACUUCUCCCUAUCAUCCACAAGCAAACGGGCUGGUGGAAGAGUUUCAUCGUCCUCUGAAGGCAGCACUGAAAGCACACAAUACAGAGCAGUGGUCUGCUGUCCUACCAACGCUGCUGUUGGGAUUCAGAGCAGUUUACAAAGAAGAUCUUGGGGCCACCACAGCCGAAUUAGUGUAUGGAACAACCCUGCGUCUACCAGGCGAGAUUUUUCAUUCAUCACCAACUGAUGCUGAUCCAAAGGCACUCAUCGAUGAGUUGAAAUCGCAUUUCGAACUCAUUAGACCAGUCCCAACAUCUUGCCAUGGACAUAGAACUGUUUUUAUCCAUCCCCAUUUGAAAGACUGCUCCCAUGUGUUCCUGAGACAUGACGGAGUACGCAAGCCACUACAACCUCCGUACGACGGACCGUAUAAAGUUAUUUCCAGAAAUGACAAAACUUUCGAUGUAUUAAUGAAGGGUGCACAGCGCACCGUCUCAAUUGACAGGUUGAAACCAACCUUCUUAGCAAGUGAUGAUCCUCCACCUGUUCCUGCUAGUGCUCAAGCAGUAAGGACUCCAACUGUCCCGAUGACGGAUGCGUCUACUCAGCCAGCUGGUUUUGCCAACAAAACUACACGUGUUGGUAGAAAAGUUCAGCUUCCCCGAAGAUAUGUCCAUUUUCAACAACACUGCGGAGGGAGUGUGCAGCGGAUCGUCUCGCCAUUACGGCGAUAA